CGAAAAACGAAGUCCGAGGCCAAAAUCCACCACUUUCCGAUCGAAAAAUCAGCUAAUUGGCCGCCAUGAGCGCCACCGCGUUGAUUCCAACCACCAACGCCGCCGCAUCACGAAUUCCCUCAUUCUCCACCGCUCGAACCCGAAGAAAAUCUUCGGUUUCCGUCAUGAAUUCAUUAGUAACCGAGGCGGCGGCGGACCAGGCGGCGGCGGAGUCGGAAACCCCCCCCCGCCGCCUCAUUUUGCUACGCCACGCCAAGAGAUCCUGGAAAAACCGUUCCCUCAAAGAUCACGAUCUGCCUCUGAGUAAAUCCGGACGAGCUGAUGCUGUGAAGCUCUCGAAGAAACUCGACAAGUUGGGUUGGGUUCCUGAGCUCAUAUUAUCCAGGUGUAUGGGGCAUAAUAGAGGAUGGGAGGAAGCAGCUUCUAUGUUAUCUGGAACCCCUGUAGAACUGAAAACUUGCAAUGCUGCUUUGUUAGAAGCAACUGGGAAAUCAUGGGAAGAGGCAUUUUCUUUAGCGGGAUUUGGCGGUUGGAAACUACACGGCAUUGUAAAACCCGACACACAGAUGGAGAGAAGUUUUUGA
Striga asiatica is the source of this 584-nucleotide messenger RNA. NCBI's taxonomy places the organism in Eukaryota, Viridiplantae, Streptophyta, Magnoliopsida, Lamiales, Orobanchaceae. The record is from the annotation of a GenBank genome assembly.